This is a messenger RNA of Colias croceus (clouded yellow), 4342 nucleotides long. It is a transcript of the gene Prp39, whose product is annotated as pre-mRNA-processing factor 39. Gene Ontology annotation, cellular component: commitment complex; U1 snRNP; U2-type prespliceosome. Gene Ontology annotation, molecular function: protein binding. The transcript is spliced from 16 exons. Gene Ontology annotation, biological process: RNA processing; mRNA 5'-splice site recognition. The coding region runs from base 260 to 3187 and encodes 975 amino acids. The record is from RefSeq and is a predicted model, not a curated record. NCBI's taxonomy places the organism in Eukaryota, Metazoa, Arthropoda, Insecta, Lepidoptera, Pieridae.
AAGAAGGAAUGUGUCCAAUGCAAAUGGUUAUAGAUUUUUUUCGUUGAAUUGUAAAUUAUUGCAGUGUUUCUGCGUGGUUGUUCAUUGAAAUUUUUUAGCAUACAAAAAUAUAGUGUAAAUUUUGACGGACUAUAAGAUUGAUUUUAAAACUCAUAUUUUGUAGUUAUAUUAUAAAUAUUGUUUAUCACAAAAUGGACGACGAUACUAGCCCGGACUUACAGUUUCAAUUAUUUUUCAGAAAUGUCUAUCAGAAACUACUAUGGACAAUGAUGAAGUACCACUUAUAAAUGAAAAUUCAAACGGAUUAUCUCAUUUACUGACGGACGGAGAAUUCAGUAGCGUUGAUGCCGCUGUUGAUGAGUCGUCAAUAUCAAACCAGGGUUUUCUUAAUGCAGUUGAGUUAUCAACUGGCAGUGUUGGCGAUUACUUAGAGAAUAAUACCGAGGGUUAUAAUAACGACUCAUUUGAUGUGGGUGAUAAUGCCGUUAAUUUCCCUAAUGAUUCUCUAAGCAAUGUCCUCUCUGAUGGAGAUUCUCGUCUGAGUGCUACGUUUAAAUGUACAGAUGAUAAUACAGAAGGUAAUUCUAAAAUAAAUAACGACAGUGAAUUUUCAAGCGAGGUAUUUGCCAUGGAAGAAAGCAUAGAGCGGGCCGAAAAUAAUGCAAAAAUGGAAAGUAAUGGCGUGAUUGAAGUGAAUGAAAAUUCAGAAAGCAAUGUAGGCAGUAAUAUUGAAAAUGAAGAUAAUGUUGUUCAUGAGCAUAGUAAUGACAACAACUUGGAAACUAAUGACUCUGAUAAUAGUGAAGUAAAGAAUGAAGAAAUUACUGAAGAAAAAGAAAUUAGUGAAAGCAUUGAAGCACAAAUAACAAAUAAAUCGGAAGAGCCCAUGGAAACUAGUUGUACAUCUGAAGAUGUAAAGACAGAUAAUGCAGAAGAAGAUGUCUCAUCUGAUGAGAACAAGAAAUUAAGUACAGAAGAAUCAAAAGAAAAUGAAACUGAACAAACUGACAAAAAUGAAGAUCAAGAGAUGUCUCCUAAGAUGGGUGGCGCUGAAGAAACGGAAGUGGUAUCUGAAGAUGAAUUGCCAGCGGUGCAAAAGCCUAGUGUUAAGGACGCUGAAAAUGUAUCCGAUGAUGAAUUACCAGGUCCAAAACCAGCAGAACUACCUGCUGACACAGAGGUAGUUUCAGAAGAUGAACUUCCGGCAUCUAAAAAGGAGUCCACCAGAAAAAGAAAGCCUGAUGAAGAAGGUGACUAUGAUCCAGAGUCUCCCACAGCAGAGAAAAAGCAGGCAGUAGCUAAGAACGGUGAAAGCAAACCAGUACCUGCUGAAAAGCGAACAUCAAUAGAUGAAAAACCUAAGAAAAAAACAUUACCUGAAUUAGAUAAAUACUGGAAAGUGGUCAAUGAUGAUCCCACAGACUUCACUGGAUGGACAUAUCUUUUGCAAUAUGUAGAUCAAGAGAGUGAUGUAGAGGCAGCUCGUGAGGCUUAUGACGCCUUCUUGUCUCAUUACCCAUAUUGUUAUGGAUAUUGGAGGAAAUAUGCUGAUUAUGAAAAACGUAAAGGAAGUAAAAAGAAGUGCCUCGAGGUGUUAGAAAGAGGUCUGAAAGCUAUACCAUUAUCAGUGGAUCUCUGGAUACAUUAUCUCAAUCAUGUCAAAUCAACUAGAACUGAAGACCACGUCUAUAUACGAUCUCAGUAUGAACGAGCGAUAGAGGCAUGCGGUUUAGAGUUUCGCUCAGAUCGAUUGUGGGAGUCAUACAUAAAGUGGGAAGCAGAAAAUGGUUCAGCUUUGAAUGUGACCAACAUCUAUGAUCGUUUAUUAGCUACACCAACACUCGGAUAUACAUCCCAUUUUGACAAUUUCCAAGAGCACGUGAUGUCGGAGCCGGUGGCGGGCGUGGUGUCGCGCGCGGAGCUGGUGCGGCUGCGCGGCGAGGUGCGCGACGCGAGCGGACAGGUGCCGCAGCUCGACCUGCCGCCCGGCGAGGACGAGCCGCUAGACCACGUGGCGUCUGAGGAGGAAGGGCAGGCAAUCAAAGAGCGUGUUAUCGCAGCGAGGAGGAAAGUGCACAAAACUACCGGGGAAGAGGUCGCCGCGCGAUGGGCGUUUGAAGAAGGGAUAAAACGACCGUACUUCCACGUGAAGCCUUUAGAAAGAUGUCAGCUGAAGAACUGGAAGGCUUACUUGGAGUGGGAGAAGCAGCAUGGAUCGUUGAAACGCGCGUUAGUGUUGCACGAACGAUGCCUAAUCGCGUGUGCGCUGUAUGAAGAAUUUUGGAUGAGGCUGAUAAAGUUCCUCGAAGAGAAGUCAGCCGCGCACCCAGAACUCGUGGCAGUACAGCGUGACGUACUGGAGCGGGCGUGUACCGUGCACCACCUGGACAAGCCGGAGCUGCACCUGCACUGGGCGCACUUCGAGGAGGCGCUCGGCCACUGCGCCCGGGCCGCAGAGAUACUCGACCGCAUCGAGAAGACGUGCCCGGGGCUCGUGCAGAUACAGUACCGUCGUGUAAAUCUGGAACGUCGUCGUGGCGACUACGACAAAUGUGUACAGCUGUAUGAAGGAUACAUUGCAUCAGCCAAGAACAAGGCGAUUGCCUCAGCUCUGUCGAUUAAGUACGCUCGGUUCUUGUUCCAUGUUAAACAAGAGCCAGCUGCAGCGAGGAAAGUUCUCGAUGAAGCCAUAGAGAAGGACCCCCUAAACGCCAGGUUGCAUAUGCAGAGAUUGGAUAUGGCGAUACAUACACCUGGAACGCCGUAUGAAGAGUUGGAAGAGCUGGUGCGGUCGUACGAGAAGCAGGAGGGCGCGGAGCUGGAGACGAGCGCGGCGCUGGCGUGGCGCUGGCGCGAGCUCGCCGAGGAGCUGGGCGGGGCGGCGGGCGCCCGCGCCGCGCACCUGCACGCGCGCGCGCUCGCACGACACCUGCGCAAGCGCGCGCGCAAGGACAAGCACGACGCGCCGCCGCCGCAAGUUGCCGCUGAGACGAAGAAGAAGGAGAGCGCGACGACCACCGCGAGCGCGACGACCACGAGCACCACAUACUACCAGACGACGGCGGCCAACGCGCAGUCGUACGACCAGUCGUACGCGCAGCCGUACCAGCCGCCGUGGGGCUACCAGCAGCCGCCCGGCCCCUACCAGCACCACGCGCCCUGGCCCCAGUACCCCAACUACUACUAGUGCAAACCCCGCCGCGCGAAACACACGCACCCCCGACGCUUUUAACCCCCCGUUGAAACCUCGGCACCUUAAUGAACUGAUUGUGUGUACUAAUUUUAAAUUUAUAUGUCAUGAACUACUUAUUAAAAUUUUGUUCUUGUGAACCUAACCUACAGUAAUUUCUGACACAUGGAAAUGAGAAUUAUCGAUUGUAAUUUGUAAUGCUCAGAUCUCAAAGCUAUCGUUGUGUACAGCGUCGCCUAAAUGUAUAUUAACUCUUCACGGCAUAUAUAACUUGUAGAAAUACUAUUAGAAUCUGAAAUGUUCCAUAGUUUUAUUGCAAUAGGGAGUAAAUUGAUGUGUAUGUCAUAUUAGAUAUAAAUGAAUUGUUAAAACUUAUCUUUUUCUCGUAAUUGUCAUGAUUUAUGAUACAGUUUCAAUAAAUGUUUCAAAUCUGUGUUUAGUAGAUAUUUUAAAUAAAAAUUAAUUACAAAAAGUCGUUUUAAAAUUGAAUUGACAUAGUAAAAAGCUAAACUGUAAAAUUUUUUUGGUUUAAUUAGAUGACGCAUUUGGCUGUGUUGUUGUAAUUUGUCUUUGCCAAAUAAAUAAAAAUAGUUCGAAUAUUAUUAAAUGUGUCACUUGCUAUAAUUAAGGCUUAAUUAUAUAGUAAGAUAAAGUAAAAAUAUUGUAUUAUAUCUGGACUAGAUGUCACUUGUACAUUUGCAAUUGGUUUGUUUGUCCAGCUUGCACGUUCAUUCAAACGAACACCGUUUGGUUUAUGUGCAGUUGCUUCAUUGUGGGUGAAGGAAGUCUAUGUAUAACCACAGACUAAUAAUAAUAUACUACGUAUACAAGUAUAACUAUCAACUUGUCAUUUACUUAACAUCACUAAUACAGUAGUCUUCAAGUUCUUGAACUCUCGUUUUAUAUAAAUAAGAAGUACAAUUGUUUGUGCAACACAGCUCGCCACCGGAUAGUAGAUAAUUUGUAUAAGAUAUUUAGAAGUACAGAAUAUUGCAAAGAGGUAUUUUGUAAAGAGAGGUGGAUUUAUCAUUUCUCAUCAUUGAAUUCAGUGAUUUUCAUAUUUGUUAAGGUUUAAUGUCGCAAUCUUAUAACUUAACAACAUUACUCUAUGUAUGACAUUGUUUUAAUAUAAUAAUUUUGAAAACUAUUAAA